UCAGACAGAUAAUGUCCACAAUAUUACUCUUUUGUUGAAUCUCUAGGUGGAGUUGUUGCUGAGUAUGUUAAUAUUCUAGCCUCAAAGCAAACCUUGCUAGCCAAAUGGAAAUAAGGCUUAGCCCUAUGACAGAUGCCACAUGAAUAGGCUUAGAUUGCACAAGGACCAGGGAGGGCGUUCCCUAAAUGUUUUGAGGCAUGUGCAUCAUAGGCUUUUUUCUAUGCAAACAUCCACUUUCGGGUGGCAUAUAAAUCACUCCUCAUCUCCCCAGGCUCCUCACUCCGCUUUGCUGCAACGCACCGUGUUCAGUCUUGAUUCUGCCUUCCUUGUGGUGUCUCUAAAUCUUCAGAAGAUGUCCUCUGAUAGCUUCCAGUGCACGCAACCUUGCAAGGCACCUCCCCAGUGCAAGAAAACUGUCCCUCCCCCUCAGGAGUGCUGUCCACCUCCCCAGAAGUGCUGUCCACCUCCACAGGAGUGUUGUCCACCUCCUCAGAAAUGUUGUCCUCCUCCUCCACAGAAAUGCUGUCCUCCUCCUCAGGAGUGCUGUCCUCCUCCUCCUCAGAAAUGUUGUCCACCACCUCCUCAGAAAUGUUGUCCACCACCUCCUCAACAAUGUUGUCCACCUCCUCCUCAGCAAUGUUGUCCACCUCCUCCUCAGCAAUGUUGUCCACCUCCUCCUCAACAAUGUUGUCCACCUCCUCCUCAGCAAUGUUGUCCACCACCUCAGGAGUGUUGCCCACCCCCCCAGAAAUGCUGUCCACCUCCUGAGCAAUGCUGCAUACCCCAAUGCCCACCUCCUCAGCAGUGCUGUCCACCUCAGAAUCCCAAAGGCUUCUGAGAGACCACUGGAAACCAUUUCCUCGAGGGCCUACGACAAGGAGAAGAACACACAAUUGAUGCUGAAAUGUACCUUCGAUGACCCACCUUGGUGGACAUCCAUGCAGAUGUGGGCAUUAUUACAACCGCUUCUUGCUGCCUCUUCAUCUUCCCACCUUCUCUAAUGCUUGCGACAAUGAAGACAGAAUCCAGAAAUUGACGCAUCCAAGUGACGGUGGAUCUGCUUCCAGGCAGUCUUGUUCCGUUGACAUCAACAGAUGCUCUGCUUUUGCUUUGCAAGCCUUUACCUUGGAGUAAACAUUCACCUUUGGUUGUCCUUUGUGAUAGGUGAAUGUUAUCAAACGGCAUACCUGUAAAGUCUAUCCCUGCAAAGAGCUUCCUCUUAUAAUGCUCCAAGUUCUAACUAUAUGUAUAUGGUAUGAAUAUAUAAAAACAAUGCCUGCUCGAUGAUCA
This is a messenger RNA of Anolis carolinensis (green anole), 1290 nucleotides long. Its product is annotated as cornifin-A. Bases 140 to 838 code for a protein of 232 amino acids. The record is from RefSeq and is a predicted model, not a curated record. NCBI's taxonomy places the organism in Eukaryota, Metazoa, Chordata, Lepidosauria, Squamata, Anolidae. The transcript is spliced from 2 exons.